AUGCAGCACGACGAAUUGAUCUGGUCGAAUAUUGGAAACAAAAAUUUUUGUGCGUUCAAAGCGUCUGCAAGAACCCAAGGGACGUCCAAGUUCUGUAGAAAUGAAUACAAUCUUACUGGUAUCUGCGCCCGACAGACCUGUCCUUUGGCGAACAGCCAGUACGCAACGAUCAAGGAAGAGAAUGGCGUCUGCUAUCUUUACCAGAAGACGAUUGAGCGCGCCGCGUUUCCAGCCAGAUUGUGGGAGAAGACCAAAUUGAGCCGCAACUACAAAACAGCGCUCGAGCAAAUCGACGAAAAGCUAAUCUACUGGCCUUGGUUCUUGCGCCACAAGUGCAAGCAGCGAUUCACGAAAAUCUUUCAAUACCUGAUCCGAAUGCGAAAACUGGUGUUGAAGGGAGACAAGGAAAUCGUACCGCUAAGUCGGAAACAAGAGAAGAGAGACACGAGACGAGAGAAGAAAGCGCUGGUUGCAGCUCAGCUCGAGACUGCAAUCGAAAAGGAACUGCUUGAUCGACUGAAGAAAGGAACGUACAACGAUAUUUACAACUUCAACAAUGCCAGCUUCGAUAAAAUAUUGAAAGAAGGCGAAGAGAAAGAAGAUGAAGACGAGAGCGAGGACGAUUCAGACGUCGGCGAGACGACUUUUGUUGAAGACUUUUCCGACUUUGAAAGUGACGAAGAGCAAGAUAUUGAAGAUUUGGAGCUAGAGCAAGAAACAGAAAUCGAAGCACCAGCCAGAAAACGAAAGCAUUUGAAGAUCAUGAAGGAGAAAGAAAUCGAAUUAGCUGGACCAAGCAAGAGAAAACUCAAAAAUUGA
This is a messenger RNA of Oikopleura dioica, 819 nucleotides long. The record is from the annotation of a GenBank genome assembly. NCBI's taxonomy places the organism in Eukaryota, Metazoa, Chordata, Appendicularia, Copelata, Oikopleuridae.